This is a messenger RNA of Uranotaenia lowii, 3654 nucleotides long. RefSeq names its product chromatin-remodeling complex ATPase chain Iswi (gene Iswi). The record is from RefSeq and is a predicted model, not a curated record. Gene Ontology annotation, molecular function: DNA binding; histone binding; ATP hydrolysis activity. Gene Ontology annotation, cellular component: chromatin; nucleus. Gene Ontology annotation, biological process: regulation of transcription by RNA polymerase II; nucleosome organization. NCBI's taxonomy places the organism in Eukaryota, Metazoa, Arthropoda, Insecta, Diptera, Culicidae. The coding region runs from base 136 to 3204 and encodes 1022 amino acids. The transcript has 4 exons.
CCAAAACGGCAUCCAUUUUUCCUCGGGUGUACACUCUCUCGGAAGAAAAUCACACAACAAAUUUGCUGUCGCUUGGUUUUGUUGAAAAUUUUGCAAGUUUUUUGGUGUGUUUUGGAUAUAAAAUAUAGCUAAACUAUGUCCAAGGAGGAGGACAACGUGGAGGCGCCGGAUACGAAUGAAAAUUCGAAUGAAUCCACUUCCGAUACGACGUCGUCCCACAAGGAACCGGAUUACGAUGCGACGCUGGAGACGGAUCGCGGCAAGCGGUUCGAGUUUUUGCUAAAGCAGACGGAAAUUUUCGCUCACUUUAUGCAAACCGGAAAGAAGAACGAAUCGAGCAGUAGCAGUCCUCCGGCCAAACCGAAAGCCAGCGGAACCAAGAGCAAACGGGAGAAGGCACCGUCGAUCAGCGAAGAUCCGGGAGACCACCGACACCGGAAAACGGAACAGGAAGAGGAUGAGGAGCUGCUGGCUGAGGCGGCCACCAAGGCCAAAACGGUGUUCCGUUUCGAAGCGUCGCCACCGUACAUCAAGUUCGGCGAGAUGCGAGACUACCAGAUACGUGGUUUAAACUGGAUGAUUUCGCUGUACGAAAACGGAAUCAAUGGUAUUUUGGCCGAUGAGAUGGGUUUGGGAAAGACGUUGCAGACGAUUUCUCUGCUCGGUUAUUUGAAGAAUUUUCGGAAUAACCCAGGACCCCAUAUCGUCAUUGUUCCGAAAUCGACGCUGCAGAAUUGGGUCAACGAGUUUGGCCGCUGGUGUCCAUCGCUGAGGGCAGUUUGUUUGAUUGGUGACCAGGAGACGAGAAAUGCUUUCAUUAGGGAUGUACUGAUGCCGGGAGAAUGGGAUGUUUGUAUCACUUCCUAUGAAAUGUGUAUUCGGGAGAAGGCAGUUUUCAAGAAAUUCAAUUGGCGUUACAUGGUCAUUGAUGAGGCUCAUCGUAUCAAGAAUGAAAAGUCCAAAUUGUCUGAGAUUUUACGGGAGUUCAAGACAGCUAACCGUUUGCUUUUGACGGGAACGCCUUUGCAGAACAAUUUGCACGAGCUAUGGGCUUUGUUGAACUUUUUGCUGCCGGAUAUUUUCAACAGCGCGGAUGAUUUCGACUCCUGGUUCGACGCGAACGAAUGUAUUGGAGAUAACACUUUGAUUGAACGUUUGCAUGCGAUCUUGAAACCUUUCUUGCUGCGUCGUUUGAAGUCUGAGGUGGAGAAACGUUUGUUGCCCAAGAAAGAGGUCAAAAUCUUCGUGGGAUUGUCGAAGAUGCAAAGAGAAUGGUAUACGAAAAUUUUGAUGAAAGAUAUUGACAUUGUCAAUGGAGCCGGCAAGCUGGAAAAGAUGCGUUUGCAAAAUAUUCUGAUGCAGCUGCGAAAAUGUACCAACCACCCUUAUCUGUUUGAUGGUGCCGAACCUGGUCCACCAUACACGACCGAUUACCAUUUGCUCGAGAACAGCGGAAAAAUGGUGGUUCUGGAUAAGCUGCUGAUAAAAUUGCAGGAACAAGGCUCUCGAGUGUUGAUCUUCAGUCAGAUGACACGUAUGUUGGACAUUUUGGAAGAUUACUGUCACUGGCGUGGCUAUCACUACUGCCGAUUGGAUGGCCAAACACCGCAUGAAGAUCGUACGAAGAUGAUUGACGAAUACAAUAUGGAAAACAGUCUCAAGUUUAUAUUCAUGUUGUCGACUCGCGCUGGAGGUUUGGGUAUCAAUUUGGCCACUGCUGAUGUUGUUAUCAUUUACGAUUCUGAUUGGAAUCCUCAGAUGGACUUGCAGGCCAUGGAUCGUGCCCAUCGUAUUGGCCAGAAGAAGCAAGUACGAGUCUUCCGUUUGAUCACGGAAAACACAAUCGAGGAAAAGGUUGUGGAAAGAGCCGAAGUCAAAUUGAAGCUAGACAAAUUGGUUAUCCAGCAAGGUCGUUUGGUAGAUAACAAGGUCAAUCAGCUGAACAAAGACGAAAUGUUGAACAUCAUCCGUUUCGGCGCGAACCACGUGUUCCAAUCGAAGGAUUCUGAAAUCACCGACGAAGACAUUGACAACAUUCUCGAGCGUGGUGAGGCGAAAACCAUGGAACAGAAUGCCAAACUGGAGAAAAUGGGAGAAUCCUCUUUGCGUUCCUUCACUCUGGACACCGAAAACGAACGAGGUUCCGUCUAUCAAUUCGAAGGCGAGGAUUAUCGUGAAAAACAGAAACUCCACACCCUCGGAUCCUGGAUCGAACCACCGAAACGUGAGCGUAAGGCCAACUAUGCUGUUGACGCCUACUUCAAGGAAGCUCUCCGUGUGGCGGAACCCAAAGCACCGAAAGCACCUCGGCCACCGAAACAACCGAUCGUUCAGGACUUUCAGUUCUUCCCGCCUAGACUUUUCGAGCUGUUAGAUCAGGAAAUCUACCACUACCGCAAAACGGUCAAUUAUAAAGUUCCCAAAAAUCCGGAUCUCGGCUCAGAAGCCACCAAAACUCAACGUGAAGAACAACGCAAAAUCGACGAGGCCGAACAGCUCACUGAAGAGGAAAUCGCCGAGAAAGAAUCUCUCCUGACCCAAGGUUUCACCAACUGGAACAAACGUGAUUUCAAUCAGUUUAUCAAAGCCAAUGAAAAAUUCGGUCGCGAUGAUAUCGAAAACAUUGCCAAGGAGGUUGAAGGCAAAACCCCUGAGGAGGUCAUGGAAUACAGUGCGGUCUUUUGGGAACGCUGCCACGAGCUGCAGGACAUCGAGCGACUGAUGGGCCAAAUCGAACGUGGUGAAGCUAAAAUCCAACGUAGAGCAUCGAUUAAAAAAGCGCUGGAUGGAAAGAUGUCCCGGUACCGUGCUCCAUUCCAUCAACUUCGCAUAUCCUACGGUAACAACAAGGGCAAAAACUACACCGAAGAAGAGGAUCGGUUCCUGGUUUGCAUGCUACACAAGCUCGGUUUCGACAAAGAGAACGUGUACGAAGAACUUCGGGCAGCGGUCCGGUCGGCACCACAGUUCCGUUUCGAUUGGUUCCUAAAAUCGCGAACAGCAUUGGAAUUGCAGCGACGCUGCAACACCCUGAUUACCCUAAUAGAGCGUGAAAAUCAGGAACUAGAAGAAAAGGAACGGCAGGAGAAGAAGAAAAAAACUGGAGCCGUGUCCACCGGAACGCCGAAAGCGGCAGCCGGCAAACGAAAAGCCGAAACGACAACCACUCCAAGCGAUAAGAACUCGAAGAAAAAGAAGAAGUAAAUCGGUUGACAUCGCAACUUCGGGUUUUUAUAAGAAACGACAAUUUUUAAAAUAGCUUGGAAUAUUAGAGAACAGCUUUCUCGAAACAUUGGAGUGUGAAAGUCUAAUGUGCGGCAAAGUUCCACCUGUAAUCGUCAAACAGUGAUUAAUUUAUUGUGAAGUAUUAUUCCCCGUAUAACUGUGUAUCAUGUUAGUUUGUAAAUGAUAUAAGGUAAUCGGAACAUUGCUGCCUUGGGUGAUGCCGUGAGGUACAUUUCUCCCUAUAUCAGUGGUCGAGUAUAGGCGUUCCAGCAAUUCCAAACUCAAACAAAUCUACUGAAAGUACUCGGUGUUUAGAACUGUAGAAUCACUUUAACUAAACAAACAUGUGCUAAUUUUUUAAGCAUUCAUUAUCAACUUAUUCUGAACAUUACAAUAAAACAUAUUCAAAUGAAUGCAUUGGCAUUACAA